Beta vulgaris subsp. vulgaris (sugar beet) is the source of this 2127-nucleotide messenger RNA. Its product is annotated as heat shock 70 kDa protein 8. Gene Ontology annotation, biological process: protein refolding; cellular response to unfolded protein. Bases 260 to 1975 code for a protein of 571 amino acids. Lineage: Eukaryota; Viridiplantae; Streptophyta; Magnoliopsida; Caryophyllales; Amaranthaceae. Gene Ontology annotation, molecular function: ATP binding; ATP hydrolysis activity; heat shock protein binding. The record is from RefSeq and is a predicted model, not a curated record. Gene Ontology annotation, cellular component: cytoplasm. The transcript has 2 exons.
AUAGACUGGUGCACAUCAAAUUUCGGGAAGUAGCAAAUUCUGAAAAAGAGGGAGCUUCUGGAGUAGUAGUGUAGUUUCUACCUCUUUUUCUGGCAUGCUCUAGGACAUUCCACUCACUUCCCAGUUCCCACUGCAAUAUUACUCCUUGUCUUUGUCUUUACAUCUGCAACUCAGUCGGUUGGACUAGAACUCUUCUCUCAAACUUCUUGGCUCUACAAUAUUACCGCUGUUUCUCUCUCUUAGCUGCUUCCCAAUUAUAAUGUCCCAACAAGCAUACACAGUAGCUUCUGACAGUGAAACCACUGGAGGGGAAAAAUCUUCUAGCUUUCCAGAAAUUGCAAUUGGUGUUGAUAUCGGUACUUCACAAUGUAGUGUAGCAGUUUGGAAUGGUUCUGAAGUGGAGUUACUUAAAAACAUUAGGAACCAGAAAAUAAUGCAGUCAUAUGUGAGCUUCAAAGACGAAGUCCCUACUGGUGGAGUCAGCAGUGAACCUACCCAUGAGCAUGAAAUCCUUUCUGGUUCUGCAAUCUUCAAUAUGAAGCGCCUAAUUGGUAGGGUUGACACAGAUCCUGUUGUUCACGCUACCAAAAGCCUACCCUUUUUAGUUCAGACCUUGGACAUUGGUGUGCGGCCCUUUAUUGCUGCUUUGGUCAGUAAUGCAUGGAGAUCUACUACACCUGAAGAAGUUCUUGCCAUUUUUCUUGUAGAAUUAAGGGCCAUGGCUGAAUUUCAGUUAAGACGGCCUGUACAAAAUGUAGUUCUGACAAUCCCAGUCUCAUUCAGCCGUUUCCAGCUCUCAAGGAUUGAACGUGCCUGUGCUAUGGCAGGUCUUCAUGUUCUGAGACUAAUGCCUGAACCAACUGCCGUGGCACUUUUAUAUGCACAGCAGCAGCAACAUACUGUACAUGAGAAUAUGGGCAGUGGAAGUGAGAAAAUGUCCCUUAUCUUCAAUAUGGGAGCUGGCUAUUGUGAUGUAGCUGUUUGUGCCACAGCUGGUGGUGUUUCACAGAUAAAAGCCUUAUCAGGAGCUGCCAUUGGGGGGGAAGACCUCCUUCAGAACCUGAUGCGUCAUCUCUUACCCGAGUACGAUUCAAUUUUCUCAGGCCACAGACUCGAUGUUAGCAAGUCGAUGGCUGCUCUUCGAGUUGCAACUCAGAAUGCUAUACAUAUGCUUUCCUCUCAAACUAGCUUUGACAUUGAUGUCGACUUGGGGAAUGGUAUACGGCUUACAAAGAUUCUGGACAGAAAGGAAUUUGAGGAUGUAAACACGAUUGUUUUCGAUCAGUGUGAAGACCUUGUAAGACAAUGCUUGAAUGAUGCAAAGGUAGAAGUAGAUGAUCUUAGUGAUAUAAUACUUGUUGGAGGCUGUUCCUUGAUUCCCAGGGUCAGAGAUCUCAUUAAGAGCAUUUGCAAGAGAGAGAAACUCUAUGAAGGAAUGAAUCCACUUGAAGCUGCAGUUCGUGGAGCUGCACUGGAAGGAGCAGUGGCAUCUGGUAUUAGCGAUCCAUUCGGGAAUCUGGACCUGCUGACGAUACAAGCUACUCCGCUGAGCAUCGGGAUUCAAGCUAGUGGAAACAACUUCAUCCCCAUCAUCACAAAGAAUACUACAGUCCCUGCAAGGAAGGACCUGGUUUUUACGACUGUCCACGAUAACCAGACUGAGUCCUUGAUUGUUGUUUAUGAAGGCGAUGAAACAAACAUACAGAAGAAUCAUUUACUUGGGUAUUUCAAGCUUAGUGGGAUCCCUCCAUUGCCAAAAGGAGUUCCCGAGAUUAACGUGUGCAUGGAUAUUGAUGCUUCAAAUGUUCUGAGAGUCCUGGUUGGCAUUGUGAUUCCAGGCAACCAGCAGCCUGUCACUCCAAUCAUGGAGGUUAGGAUGCCAACUAUAGAUGAUGGGCAUGGCUGGUGUGCUGAAGCUCUUAAAAGGACUUAUGGAUCUACGAUGGAUUUGAUCACAGUACAGAAGAAGGCGUAGGCAUGAAAUAAUUCCGUCUUGUAUAGUUUCGCUUCUUUCUGUAGGUGGUAAUAAACUGAGGUAGCGGUGAUGAGUUUCUAUGUAAUUCUCUGAAUAAAGUAUCAUGCUAAUGCACAUCAUAAUAAAUUUAUCAUAAUAAAUUUAUUCCCGAA